AUGAAUGCACCUAUCGUCGACGAUAAGUCCGAGCAUUGCAUUCCAUUUCUGCUUAAGCUAUUGGAGGCACAUAGGUUGAAGCAUGGGAAUAGUCCCAACGCGCCACCGUUCUUCGUCUCUACACUUCGAUCUACCCUCUCUACCACCCCCUAUAACCUACCUACAAUCACCUUCUCAUUGGACGACAUAUACCUAACACACGAUGACCAACAACAUCUUGCUGCUACCCAUCCAUCCAAUCCCCUUCUACAACACCGUGGCCAGCCGUCUACUCACGAUAUACCCCUUGGUAGCAAGGUGUUUGACUCCCUGCGGCGAAAUGAGCCCACCAAAAUACCUUCGUACGACAAAUCCGCCUUCAAUGGCCAGGGGGAUCGUGCCCCGGAAAAUACGUGGGAAAUAGUAAAUGAUACUCAGAAUGGACAGCCAUUGAUUAAGGUUGUUAUAUUUGAAGGAUGGUGUGUUGGUUUCCGCUCAAGACCAGAGAGUGAAAUCCAAGCAGAGUGGGAAAAUGCCGUGAGGCGGCGGGAACAGGAUGAUACCUAUAACGGGCAGCUUGGCCAUGUUAAACUGGAAGACGUCAUGACCAUUAAUGACUCUCUGAAGAAAUAUGAUGCGUUUACUAGUGAUGCUGAAGAUACGCAUAAUGUAUAUUACUGGAGACAACAGCAGGAACAGACAUUACUUGCAACAAAGGGGAAAGGGAUGACCUCAGAUCAGGUCACGAAAUUCGUCAAUGGAUAUUAUCCAUCAUACGAACUAUAUACAAACCAGCUCAGAAAGGGUGUAUUUCGGCCCGUGGAGGAGAAGGGCGACGAAGAUUGGAAAGGCAGACAGCUUCGGCUCAUCGUUGACAAGCAGAGGAGAGUAAAGGAGGUCCUCACUAUAUGA
Messenger RNA from Trichophyton benhamiae CBS 112371, 891 nucleotides. RefSeq lists its product as uncharacterized. Lineage: Eukaryota; Fungi; Ascomycota; Eurotiomycetes; Onygenales; Arthrodermataceae. Bases 1 to 891 code for a protein of 296 amino acids. The transcript has 4 exons. The record is from RefSeq and is a predicted model, not a curated record.